Molecule: messenger RNA, 1446 nt
Organism: Vigna radiata var. radiata (mung bean)
Lineage: Eukaryota; Viridiplantae; Streptophyta; Magnoliopsida; Fabales; Fabaceae
Product: cinnamoyl-CoA reductase-like SNL6
Exons: 5
Coding region: 224-1294 (356 amino acids)
Biological process (GO): steroid biosynthetic process
Molecular function (GO): 3-beta-hydroxy-Delta5-steroid dehydrogenase (NAD+) activity
Source: RefSeq, a predicted model, not a curated record
GCACAACCAAGCCUCUCACUUGACCCUUUGGACUAAAUCCUCUAUAAAUUUCCACCAUUUUCAUUUCCAUCUACCACAAAAACCCUAAAAUCAUCUUCAACUUCAUCAAAUUCCUUUCACUUUUUUCAAUAAUCCUUUCCCUAGAUUUCAUAUUAAUCUUUACCACCUUAUACUAUAUCUUAUAUUAUUAUUAUUAUUAUUAUUAUACUUUGGUCUAAAUAUAAUGGGUGUCAUGUGCACAUGGGAGAGUGAGAAGACGGAGAUGGAGGCCUUUUGCCGGAAAUUGGUGGUGGCCGCCGGAAAAGACGACGAAGGGGGAAGAAACCACCACCUUGUUUCUUCUUACUAUGAAGAUGGUGAUGAAAAAGGGACAUUGUUGUGUGUUACAAGUGGUGUUUCUUAUGUUGGACUUGCCUUGGUCAACCAUCUCUUGCAAUUAGGUUACUCUCUUCGGAUCACAGUUCAAAACCCAGAGGAGAUGGAGAAAGUGAAGGAAAUUGAGAAAACUGCAGAAGGAAAGUUGGAAGCAAUAAUGGCAAAGCUAACUGACAUUGAUGGGUUGGAGAAAGCAUUUCAGGGCUGUCGUGGAGUUUUUCACACCUCUGCAUUCACAGAUCCUGCAGGUCUUUCUGGAUACACAAAAUCCAUGGCGGAGAUUGAAGUAAGGGUUGCUGAGAAUGUGAUGGAAGCAUGUGCAAGAACACCUUCAAUAAAGAGAUGUGUGUUCACUUCCUCACUAGCAGCUUGUGUGUGGCAAGACACUGCACAAUCAGACCUCACCCCAGUUAUUAAUCAUGGCUCUUGGAGCAGUGAAUCACUCUGCAUAGAAAAGAAGCUCUGGUAUGCUCUGGGGAAGAUGAGAGCAGAGAAGGCUGCUUGGAGAAUAGCCAAUGAGAGGGGUUUGAAACUCACUACCAUUUGCCCAGCUCUGAUUACAGGUCCUCAAUUUUUUCACAGGAAUCCAACAGCAACAAUUGCUUACCUUAAAGGUGGUCAAGAAAUGUAUUCUCUAGGUCUGCUAGCAACAGUGGAUGUGACCAAAUUGGCAGAAGCUCAUGCAAGUGUGUUGAAGGCAAUGAACAGCAAUGCUUCUGGUAGAUACAUUUGCUUUGAUAAAGUAAUAGAUUCACAAACUGGGGCAGAGAAUUUGGCGAAGGAGAUUGGAAUGCCUAAGGAGAAAAUAUGUGGAGAAACAUCAAACAGUUCUGUACAAAGAUUUGAACUAUCUAAUGAGAAGUUAUGCAGACUCAUGUCAAGGCCACUCAGGUGCUACAGUGAAUAUCAGAUGAAAUAAUGUUACUAUGUUUGCUGGAAAAGCUGGUUGGUUGGUUGGUUUAUUUAUGGUUUGCCUUAGGCAUAUAUAUAUAAUUAGAUGAGAAAAAUAGAUGAGGCAUGUUAUAUAGUAUAUUCAGUAAUUAGUAAUGUUUGUAUUCAUUUAUGGUUAAA